This is a messenger RNA of Adelges cooleyi (spruce gall adelgid), 1921 nucleotides long. RefSeq names its product ADP-ribosylation factor GTPase-activating protein 1 (gene ArfGAP1). The record is from RefSeq and is a predicted model, not a curated record. Gene Ontology annotation, molecular function: GTPase activator activity. The coding region runs from base 191 to 1360 and encodes 389 amino acids. Gene Ontology annotation, cellular component: Golgi membrane. Lineage: Eukaryota; Metazoa; Arthropoda; Insecta; Hemiptera; Adelgidae. Gene Ontology annotation, biological process: regulation of ARF protein signal transduction; regulation of endocytosis. The transcript has 10 exons.
AAAACUAGGUAUACCAAUAGCAACAACCUUCUCCCAUCUCCGGUUUUAAAUUAAGUCUAUUGUGAAAAUGCUUAGUUGAUAUUAAUAAUUAUAAUUAUACUGUGAUUAUUAUAGUUUAUCUUGUUAGUAAGCAAGUUGCUGGGUGUAGUUCUUUUACCAAACCAAAAUAAAUUAUAAAAUCUAAGCAACCAUGAGUAUGAAACAUUUAACAAAUAAAACUCCUAGGAUUCUUCAAGAACUCAUGCUGCAACAAGACAAUUCAAAAUGUUUCGAGUGCGGCACACAUAAUCCACAAUGGGCUUCGGUUUCAUAUGGUAUAUGGAUAUGUCUUAUGUGCUCGGGUAAACACAGAGGUCUUGGUGUGCAUUUGUCGUUUGUUAGAUCUAUCACUAUGGAUGCCUGGAAAGAUUUAGAACUAGAAAAAAUGAAAGUAGGAGGUAAUAAAAACGCCAAAGAGUUCUUUGAAUCUCAACCAGAUUGGAAUAACUCAAUGUCAAUUGAACAAAAGUAUAACACUAAAGCUGCAGCAUUGUACCGUGAUAAAAUUAUGAGUUUAGCAAAAGGUCAGCAAUGGAGUCCAACCACAUCAUCGGCAAAAGAUUACUCAGUGGAUCAUACAAAAACGAAAGCUAGCCAUGCACAGUCUUAUAGUUUUAAUGAACCUUCUACUAACUAUAGUGAAGUCAGUUCAGGGUAUCAAAAUGAUGCUAUUCUAAGUCAAAGUGUUAAAGAUGAAAAAGAAGCAUAUUUUGCUAAAAAACAGUAUGAAAAUGCUACACGACCAGACCAUAUACCACCAAACCAAGGGGGACGGUAUGCUGGAUUUGGAAACACUGUAGAGCCGCCACCUAGGAGUCAGUCUCAAGAUCUUCUCGAUUCUGCUGUAUCAUCGUUUUCUAGUGGCUGGUCACUAUUUUCUUCGUCUGCUUCCAAAAUUGCAUCUCGUGCAACCCAGGGUGCCAUAAAAAUUGGUGGAAUAGCUACUCAAAAGGUAACUGACAUAACCACCGACCUAGGUUCUAAGAUUAAAGAGGGUACUUUAAUUGACGGCGUAUCUACUCAAUUUUCUACAAUGACUUCAAAGAUUACUGAUUUGGGGCGAAAAGAUUGGCAAGAUAUUGGUGGCAGUAAUGUUCCUGCGCUUGAAAAAUCUCAUUCAACUGAUUUUGUUGUGCCAUCUACUGAGAACUCUUCACUCCUAAUCGAUGGUCCGUCAGGAAACACCAAAAACGUUCAAAGAAAAAACAGUUGGACCUCUUGGGAUGUAAACACAACACAGACAACGACAUCAGAUCAAACAACCGAAAAAUAUCAACCUAUUCAGGACGACUGGAAUAAUAAAUGGGAUAACAACUGGUGAAGUCUGUGUCAAAUUUUGACAAACAAUAAUAAUAUAACUGUUAUACUCCGCGCACUUUAAGAAGAUACCUGCCUAGCGGACCCAAACUCCUUAGUCGUCGCCUAGGUCAUAUCUGUAUGCACAGUAGGCAGUGCCUAACUAUGACGAUGUUGCGGGGUAGAAACAGGUCGUCGCCGACUCAACGAGGUAUCUUCUUAAAGUGCGCGGAGUAUAAACAAUAAUAUUGUGUAAAUAAAAAAAUGUUUAAUCAAAUUAUUGCCCUAUUACAUUUUAAAACAAUUGUCAAAGCCUAUGUUUAUCCAUGUUUUUUUUUUUACUCAAUUAUUUGUUAAAAUCAUGCCAACCAUACUUUCAUUAUAUAUAAAGCUCCCAAUAAAUUGUUUAUGCUGACUUUUUCCAUAAUAUAAUAAAUAAAUUAUAAAUUAAAUUGACCAUUAGUACCAGUUUUAGGAAUAUUUAACUGUACUUCUAAACUAUAUUUACAAUAAAUUAACAAAUAAGGAGGGGAACUGCAAGUUACUUAAAUUAAAAUUUUAUAUAUUCAUAAUGCUUUAUGUUGAA